GAAGCCUCUGGAGGAAAAAGUAUCCCAUCCUUACAGCGCUCGGGAAAGCCUGUCUGAAGUCCAGUCCCUCAGCUCUUUCCAGUCAGAAUCCUGCGAUGACAAUGAGUCUUUCGCUGCACCUGAUCUCACCAAAUCAAAAGGGUAUCACUGGGAUACUUCCGAUUGGAUGCCGAGCGUUCCGCUGCCAGAUAUCCAAGAGUUCCCCAAUUACGAGAUCAUCGAUGAGCAGACCCCCCUCUAUACAGACCCAAGUGCCAUCGAUACGGACUAUUACCCAGGAGGUUACGACAUCGAGAGCGACUUCCCUCCUCCCCCCGAGGAUUUCCCUGCACCCGACGAACUCCCCCCCUUGCCACCAGAAUUCAGCGAUCAGUUCGAAUCAAUACAACCCCCUAAAGACAUGCCUGCCACGCGGAGCUUGAGCUCCUCCACAAAGAGCCGGCAGAGGUUCAACUUCAACCAGUUUCUGCCCAACUUUUACCCCGUAGAUAUGUCUGAACCUCAAAAGACAGCGCACGGAGAGAGCAGUAGUUGUAGAGAACCCUUCACCCCGUACCCUCCGGGGUACAGCAGAGACUUUGAAGCACCCACCGUAGACAACAUGUCCAUGUCUGUGUAUGCUUCGACGGCUUCCUGCUCCGACGUGUCCGCUUGCUGCGAGAUGGAGUCGGAGGUCAUGAUGAGUGACUAUGAGAGCGGAGAGGAUGGCCACUUCGAAGAGGUGACCAUCCCUCCGCUGGAUACACAGCAACACACAGAAGUCUGACACUCACAUUCUGGGGGGAAAAAAAGUGCCUGGACUUUCAAGAAUUUACAUUCUAGACCGAUAUCCUGAAGAUCUUAAUUUUCUUUGCAGCAGAUGCUUGGAUGCUUUGUUUUUCUAGGAGCUAAAACUGGCAUGGCUGCUCUGGAUCAUGCAGCUCAUUUCCACAUGUUACCUGGGUUCCAUUUCCUGACCUACUGUGUGUGAUUGGAUCAACUUAAGAUUUACAUGGGCUGUGCCAUUAAUAAAUGUGUGAUUUUUUUUUAAUUUACUUGAUCUAUGAUAAUAAAAGCAAAAAAAAAUCAGCCAGACCUCAUCACCAUUUUAGCAUGAUUCAUCUAGGUUUCAUUACAUUAACUUUUUCUGUUUUUUUUUCCUUUUGUAAAUUUUAUGUACAGAUUUGUUUUUAAUAAUUUUUAAUUAGAUUUUGUAGAUAUUUUUUUUUUUGCCAGUUCAUUUUCCACUGAAUCUUAGUUAUAUCGUUCUGUUGUUGCCCAGAAUCCUGAUUUUGAUUAUCAGGCUUUUGCUGUUAUGUCCAUUUCCAUUAUGGUACGAGUCUUCAUGGAAACAUUUCACCAUAUUCUUGCAAUACUAGCUGUAUAUAGAAUGAAAAGAGACCUGGUAUUUUCUAGGUCAGACACGGUACAUGGAAAUGUCUUAAAUGGGUUGCUGUAUUUUAGGAUUAAACACAUUUUUCCCUUCUUGGAAAGUGUAAUGGGGACCCUCUGCAUACCUGUUUAGAACCAAAACCACCACGACACAGUUUUUAUAGUGUCUGUAUAUUUGUGAUGCAAUGGUCUUGUAAAGGUUUUUAUUGAAAACUACCAUUAGCCAGUCUUUCUUACUGACAAUAAAUUAUUAAUAAAAUACUUUAACUUUACUGCUUA
This is a messenger RNA of Gracilinanus agilis (Agile Gracile Mouse Opossum), 1650 nucleotides long. RefSeq names its product protocadherin Fat 1-like. Bases 167 to 766 code for a protein of 199 amino acids. The record is from RefSeq and is a predicted model, not a curated record. The transcript is spliced from 3 exons. Lineage: Eukaryota; Metazoa; Chordata; Mammalia; Didelphimorphia; Didelphidae.